UUUCUUCUUCAAAUUAAUAAACAUAGCACUUUUUAGUUUUUACAUUUGAAAUUUGAAACAUUGAUACUUACAACCGUUGAAUUCAAUCUUUGACUAUAUGGUUGAACUUUCUGUUUUCAACAGAAUUUGUAUCUGACAUUCUGAGUGUCAAAUUUACUUAAACGAAAAAAGCCGAGUGUCUCCAAAUUACGACCUUUUUCUGUUCUUCUAAGUGUUGAGCCCUGAACUCCUCAUUCUUGCUACACAGACUUGCCUAACAUUGAAAUGAUGAUUGAAAAUCCAGAGGCCCUGAAGUUGUGGCUCACAGCUGCCCUAGCCCCAUUGUGUGAUGCAGAUCCUGUAGUCCUUGCCAAGCAUGUGCUUGCCCUGCUAAACAAGGAAAACCCAGAGUCUGAGCUGCGUGGAGCCAUGUGUGAUGAGCUUGAUGUAUUCCUUCAACAAGAGACAAAAGGGUUUGUCGACCAAUUAUUCGUCACCUUGGAAACCAAAUCGUACCUGCAACGGAGUCCAACGUCCCGUUCCAGGUCACGCAGUCCGAAUCGUGAUCGGGACCGGACUGCCCGUAGGUCCCGGGAUCAUGCAACGAUCAACAACAGAAGAAACGAUCGCAGUCGAUCACCGCCGAGACGUCCGUCUUCUCGUCCCCCUGUCGUGGCUCCCGGAUUUGAUUUGCCGCCGGUCGGAGCCCCUGCCCAAGCAUUGAUCGUCCCUCCACCCUGGUUCCAACGGGUUCAGUGCGCCCAUUUCAGAGAUCAUAGUAGAUGCCCGAGGGGCGAUCUCUGCUACUAUGUCACCGGUCCAUACCAGCCGGAUGAGGAUUUAUGGGAAUCAUUGGACAUGCCUGGAAGAGAUCCACCACAAAAUCCUCAGCAGCCCCCCCUGGGCAACUACCAGCCGCCACCGCCAGGCAGCCCGCCAGUUGUUCCUACUCCCGAGACGGAAUUCCCUGAUGAUCAAGUAGAGCACAUGUUCGACCAGAACGCCACCAUUAAGGAAACGGAUGAAGACGAAGAUGAUCUUGCUUCGGAAAUGAUCAACGUCGAGCCAGCCACGCCCACUGAAGAGGAGGGAAACAACAACGGCCAGUCAACUGACGGACUGUCUGGCACUCAGAUCAUCGUGACGGCAUCGACCCCCAUGGUUGAAAACGAAUGUUUUGACCCGACAGAUGAAAAGACAUCCGACGUCAAGGAAAACGAAAUGGAACAAGAAUUUGGCGAAGAGAUGGAACCGCCUCCGCCACCAGCACCGGAGCCAUCAACAACCGAAACGUCGUCAUCAUCACUAGACCAACCGUUGCCGCCGCCAGCACCGAUCGCUGACGAGGCUGUGGUCAGCAAAGGAUUCGUCGACGAGUUUGUCCAACUGGAAACGGCCAAGGAAUCUUAGAAGAGAAGAACCCUCAUUAUCUGUAUGGGCCCUCAUGCAUUUCAACUGCUGCUCAUUGAGCAAUAAUUGUUUCUAAAUUCCUCCCCAAUAACCUUUGUGAAAAUUUCAUAGAAGCUUGUCAAAAUAUCUUUUACGUGUUCAAGGCAUUUGUCAAACAUUUGCCCUUAGUCUGGAUGAUGAUCUCAUCCAGCAGUCGAGUCCAUGUCGUGCGAAAUUCCUGUUUGAUUACAAAGACAAUUCUCCAAGCCUUUCAAAAA
Messenger RNA from Daphnia pulicaria, 1646 nucleotides. RefSeq names its product pollen-specific leucine-rich repeat extensin-like protein 2. The record is from RefSeq and is a predicted model, not a curated record. Gene Ontology annotation, biological process: mRNA processing. The transcript is spliced from 6 exons. Lineage: Eukaryota; Metazoa; Arthropoda; Branchiopoda; Diplostraca; Daphniidae. Bases 265 to 1389 code for a protein of 374 amino acids. Gene Ontology annotation, cellular component: nucleus. Gene Ontology annotation, molecular function: RNA binding.